This is a messenger RNA of Apis laboriosa (Himalayan honeybee), 1478 nucleotides long. It is a transcript of the gene Polr3H, whose product is annotated as DNA-directed RNA polymerase III subunit RPC8. NCBI's taxonomy places the organism in Eukaryota, Metazoa, Arthropoda, Insecta, Hymenoptera, Apidae. Gene Ontology annotation, biological process: DNA-templated transcription; transcription initiation at RNA polymerase III promoter. Bases 149 to 760 code for a protein of 203 amino acids. The transcript is spliced from 5 exons. Gene Ontology annotation, molecular function: DNA binding; DNA-directed RNA polymerase activity. The record is from RefSeq and is a predicted model, not a curated record. Gene Ontology annotation, cellular component: RNA polymerase III complex.
CGAAAACACGCAAUAUAUUUUUGAUAAAAUAUAUUCAUAUAUACUUACAUUCGUAUAUUUGCCAAUAUAGAUAUAUGAGAGUGAAUUAAUACAAUAAAUAUUAAUUAUUUUUAUACUUUAAAAUUACUUGUUGUUUUAUAGUAGACUAAUGUUUGUUCUUGCGGAAUUGAAAGACACAGUUAGGAUUCCACCAGUGGAAUUCAAGCAAAAAUUGAACGAUGCUAUUACAGAUGAACUUAAUAGAAAGUUAGCUAAUAAGGUUUAUCUUAAUGUUGGCCUUUGUAUUGCUCUUCAUGACAUUACGAAAAUUGAAGAAUCAUAUAUUUUUCCCGGCGAUGGUGCAUCUCAUACCAAAGUAGUAUUUCGUUAUAUUGUAUUCCGUCCAUUUAUGGAGGAAAUAUUAAUAGGAAAAAUACGUAGUUGUAGCAUUGAUGGUGUCCAUGUAACAUUAGGAUUUUUUGAAGAUAUUGUGAUUCCACCUCACAAAUUGCAACAUCCAUCAAGAUUUGAUCAAAUGGAACAAGCAUGGGUAUGGGAAUAUGAUACAGGAGAUGGUGAAAAACAUGAUUUAUUUAUGGAUGCAGGAGAAAUUAUACGAUUCAGAGUAGUAAGUGAAACAUUUACAGAAGCCUUACCUACAGGACCAAAUAUAUCUGGGGAGACUGAAACAUCAGAAGCUAAAAAUAUAUCUCCAUAUACUUUAGGAGGUGCUAUUGAUGAACCAGGUCUUGGAUUGCUUACAUGGUGGGAAAAUACUUAAGAAUACAAAAAUAAAUUCAGAUCAAUAAAUUUUUAUUCACAGCACAUUCCAUCAUGUUAUUAUAUAUCACUCUUAUAAUCCGUGAUUCGAACCUCAUGCAAUCAGAUCUCAGAUAGAAUUUCGACUGUGCGAAUAUAUUUAUAUAUUUAGUUUUGAUUGGUAACAGAAUCAUUAAUUGUAUAUUUGUACAGUAUAUACAAAGACUUUAUGUGCUAAACAUAUUAAUAACACGCAAAAAAUAAUUUCAGUUUGAGAUUAGAAAUAGAAGUCGAGGUCAUGUUGAACUGUUACACAGAAAUUAUUUGGUAGUGCAAGUCUCAACAUAAAAAAUAUUGCACUUAUUUAAUUACAAUAGUGGCGAAUAAUUCCCUUCUGAUAUCUUAUGUGCUGACAUGGAAUAGAUGCAUAGUAUUUGUCUGACACUGAUUCAUUUUAAAUAACCAUCGAAAUAGAUAAACACGUAAAACACGUUUUUUUUUUUUUCUAUAUUGCGAUAUAUUAUUACAUUUAAUGAAAAAACAUUUGAAAACUUAGCUAGAUGUAAGCCUUAAAUGUAGGAAACAUUAACAUUAUUUGACAGCAGAAUAUACAUAGGUAAAAUAUAAGUUAAAAACUUUUCUUUUCUUCUAGACAAUACAUAUAUGUGCAAUGAUUUUUUGUCUUUUUUCUCUUUUUUCUUUCAUUCAUUUAUUUAGCAAAUACAUCGUCGAAUAAAUCA